This is a messenger RNA of Rotaria sp. Silwood1, 636 nucleotides long. The record is from the annotation of a GenBank genome assembly. Lineage: Eukaryota; Metazoa; Rotifera; Eurotatoria; Philodinida; Philodinidae.
AUGAUAGGACCGACUUUUCCGACAACAUACUCAUGUAAUACAAGUACUUCUUGUGGUUGUUCGACCAAAUCAGCAAUAUUGACUAGAAUAAUUGGAGGAGAAGCAGCUGGCUUGCAGACUUGGGGUUGGGCUGUAUUAUUAAGUAUUAAAGACUCAUUAUGUGGUGGAUCGAUUAUUGCGGAUUCGUGGAUUCUUACAGCAGCUCAUUGUGUUAUGGGAGCCACUGUCAGUCAAAUUACUAUUUACGCUGGCUCCAAUGCGCAAAGGAAUGGUAGCCAGAUUUUAUCAGUAGCAACAAUUACAAUUCAUCCACACUAUUCUCCAUCCACCUAUGUCAAUGACAUUGCUCUUCUUUAUCUGUCAACUCCAUUGAAUAUAACUGAUCGUAGUGUCAGUACCAUUUGUCUUCCAUCAGUUAAUCUUUCAACUUUAUCAGCUAGUGAAUGGCCCCCACCUGGAACAAGAGUAGUAGCUGUGGGUUGGGGUCGAUUGAGCGAAAAUGGACUGACAGCGUCGAUACUUCAACAAGUAACAAUGCGAACAGUUGAUCACCGAUCAUUGAUGUGUUCUUCUGUGAUCAAUGAUUGGUCAGUUCAAUUUUGUGCUAUGGCUUCGUACAAAGGCAUAUAUUCUUGA